GUGACUUUACCGAAAGAACCAAAGAAGAUACAUGAUUACAGCUUUCCACUGAUGCUCGCCCGGGUUUAUCGGUAGAAAGUGAAAUCUGAAACGGAACUAGGCCACCUUCAACAGAAUGUCAAGAGGUCGUGAGAUUUGAUUCACCACACUGGUCAGUUGCAGGUUGACGGAAUGAGGCAUUCUUGCAUGAGUGGAUUGAAAAAGAGCUGUACAGGUGCACUCUUUGUGAUUGUUAGGGAUGAGAUGUCAUUAAAAAAAUGAUACAGUUUCUCGAACCAUCUUUGUUCUUUUUUAAUAUAAACGUCAAAAUACACUAAAAUAUCGGGGGCCUGGGGGAGGACUUUAGUGAUUUUUCGAUGUGUUUUAUUUAUUAACGAUUUACAGGAUAUAGAUAUUCAAAAGCCUAUGCUUAUUAUCGAAGAAAAUAAUUUAUCAUAAAAUACCAAAAACUGAAAAUCGAAAGGCACAAACACAGCAGCAAACGUGCAAUUUUGGGCCAACAUUGGCGUGUGUUUGGAACUAUUGGACAAACGUUGGCCCAAUGUUCCAUGUUUACCGGGCAGUUGCAGAGUCAACUCUCAACGUCUACUUUCCAAUAUUAACUUCAUGUGCCUGUCAACGACGUCUGCUGGCUCCUUUUAAGCAGCCGCGUGUGAGCAUUUUACGCGAGUCUUUAUAACGCCGCAUAUCUCACGUACGUCGUAUGGGGGACUCAUAUCAUGCCUCCGCGUGAGUUGUUACUCUGGAGACAAGGGGAUCCGUUGAUCGAUGUUCGCUCCCUGCGUUAACGACAUUGGUUGUGAUUUUUCACGAAAGGGUGUGUGAAUGAACGCUUGCCAUUUUCCACUGCAGCUCGGCCUCGGCAGACGAGCGCGGAAACGAGAACGCAGCAAGUGGACAGCUGUGAGAAACGGAAGCGUGGGGCCGACAAGAAUUGCGAAGGUUGAGAUAUUUUGUAUAUUUAGGACUUUUAUUUCGUGUGAGAAAAAUACAGCAUCGUUAAAGCAAAACACGCACGUGCCGAUGUCAAAACACCAACUUGCAACCAAGACGACAUCGAAGUUACCGAUCAUUCAUUGUAUUCCCCUCCCCACCACCCCCAUUCCAAUUGUCAAUGGCAUUCCUCGUGUUUGAAGAGGUGAGCGUUCACUGGUUGUUUGCCUGGCUUCGCACGUACGAUGCCGCAGCCUUAAAAGCGAAGGGCGGAACUCAGCGUGCUCACUCCGUUCCCACCCGAGGGCAAAAUCCCUCGCCACAAUUCACACAACCCUUACGUUGUGCAGACUGAUAGGCAGGUGAAUAGCUGAACGUACAUAUAGGCGCAUCGACAGACACACACACACAGGCGGACAGACGGACACACAGUCGGAUUGAUUAAUAUAGAGGUGGACAGAUAGAUGGACGCGCAGUGAAUAUUCACGCAGGCAGAUUAUUUGAAGAUCUGACUAGUGGACACACACGUGUGGACAGGAGUAUUUAUAGACAUACCGGAGGGUGGAUAUACACAGCAAAAUUACACGCGUGGUGAGAAGUGGAGACUUACACAGACCGGCACUCAACAUAUUCAGACAGCUGGCCAGAGAGACAAAUACAGCCGGACUCAGACAGGUGGACAGGGAGAAAAGUUGCGAGUUAGUAAGUGUGGCAUAUUGCCAGACACAGACAAUGAUAAGAAUAACCUUUUAUUUAUAGUUAACCAGCUAACUAUAAACAAAACCCACAUAAACAGUCUACCUAGCAGAAAUACAGUCCACAAGGGCAGACAGUAAGAAGAGUCUGUCUAACCAAGACUCAUAUAGACCUUAGUCAUCCUACACGACCUUCAUAUAUACAUACAUUCAUAAAGACAGCCUCAACAGCAUCUAGACAAUUUACAAAUACUGCAGUAGACAGUAUACCGAAGUCAUAUAGACAGCCGACAUAACAGCCACAUCGACAGCUCGACUACGUGACAAUCAUAUCAUACAGACAGGCAAACAAACCACGCAGUCAUAUAGGACAUUCGAACAAGGCAGUAAAGACAUAGCAAUCAUAUAGACAGCCGGCAUGCCCAACAUCAGCCUCGGCAGCAUAGCGUGGCCCUCACCCUCCUGCUGUGACAAUAAAUCCGACAACGCAUCCAUCCCCACGGCGGAUCCUUACCAGGGUUCAGGGUACCUAAUCUACCAGACAGAGCAGCUUAUCACGCUGUGGGUCCUCUUUGUGCUCGUGAUGUGCGGGAAUGUUGUGGUGCUCCUUCUCGCCAUACCUGCUCGUCAAGCAAAGCCACGGAUGACCUUCUUUGCCAUAAACCUGGCAAUCACUGAUCUCCUAACAGGAUUAGUGACCAUCCUUACAGAUAUCAUCUGGAGAUAUACUGGAGAGUUUCUUGCCAAUGAGGCCAUGUGUCGGAUUGUGCGAUAUCUGCAGGUGGUACUUUUGUACGCUUCCACGUAUGUGUUGGUAUCUUUGAGCAUAGACCGUUACCUGGCCAUCGUGCAUCCCAUGAAAUUUUCAAGAACAGACAUGCGCUCUCGUCAGCUGGUAGCGGCUGCCUGGUGCCUCUCUUUGCUGUUUGCGUCGCCAACGAUCGCCCUGUACACACUGAAGCUGCUGCCUAACGGGGAGCAGCAAUGCUGGGUCGUGUGGGCAGACAAGGAGAUCUUCUGGACGAGCUACAUGACCACAGUGGCCUGCUUGGUGUUCUUCAUUCCGCUCACUGUCAUCUGUGUGGUGUAUUUUUUCAUAGUACGUACCAUCUGGAGAAAAAGCAGCAAUGCAGAAAAUGUCUUGAAAUGCAGACCAGUUGCAACCACUGGCAACAAUGAUGGUUACGAUGGUGUUCAGGUUGACAUUUUGCCUCUAGAAACAUACAGGAAGGCAAAAAUGAAGACCAUUAAAUACAGCCUAGCUGUCAUAUUUGCGUUUGUGCUGUGCUGGAGCCCGUACUUCAUGUUUGACAUUCUGGACAACUUCUACCUCCUGGCCGAGACAGAGGAACGUAAUUUUGCACUGCUCAUCAUUCAGAACCUGCCUGCGCUCAACAGCGCCAUCAACCCAUUGGUGUACUGUGCAUUCAGUGACAAUGCCUGCCACUGCAUCCGGUUGGGGCUAAAGACAUCAUGGGUGUCCCCCGUGCGUCUGCGGAAGCGCCAGCAUGACCCGCGCUGUCUGGACCGUCGUAAUUGCUCCACACACAUUCCAAGGGUGUCUACAAGCCCAGGCAAGCAAGAUGCUUUGAGGCACAACGAUGCCACCGAAAUCUCCUCAUCGGACAUCAUCCUUACAUUCCUAUCUGAGACGUCAUCUAUCAAACAGCAGUCAGCACAUGCUGUACUGCCCAGGGAAAACGUUUGUGUGCAAUAGGAGGUUCUUUUGUGGCCUUUUUAGCUGUUGUGAUAACACGUGCCUGUGCAUUUCUGGUUCAAACCUUUCACACGCUGUACUCGACAUGGCAUUAGUAGCUUUGGCCAGAGCAUCUUGACCUUCAUGGACUUAAACAUCGAUAUAAACUUUGCAUUUUGAUCCACGUUAUCUAUUUCUGACAACUUGACGUAAACUUAAGAGGGAAAAAUACUCUCAUAAUUAUUCUCAUCGUAAUAUUUACGAGGCAUAUUUCACUAUAUUAUGUCAGUUAGUGCUGUUUUCAGUGUUUAACAAUUGGAGAGACGGGUUUAUGAAGUCCUAGCUGGUGGACCAUUCAGCCCAUCGUCGCUUAAGGGCCAAUGGCUGUCCUAUAACUGGACUGGUCUUUGCCCACACGAAAUAAUGACAAUUCCAUGAACGCACGACAUCAUAUUGAGAUUAAUUCCACCCAAUGUCAGAAUAUUUUGUUUUCACAUCCUAAAAGUAUUACAGUCAAAUUAUAAUAAUACGGUUAAACACUUUUCUAUCCACGAUUUCUGGAUUCGCGAGUUUCGCAUAUCCACGAGUUGCGAAAUGUAUAUUAAUUCCCUAUUUGCGACACGUCGGACUCCAGCUUUCGCGAGUGUACCGUGCGAGACCACCUCCACCGGGGAGGUGUGGGCAGAAUUUGACAUUGGGAACUGUGAAGUCCUCAGUCUCGCAGUAAUCCCGCUCUGAACUCGCUACUGAACUGGUUUUUUUUUAUGACUUUAUACGUACUUGCAGUCAACUCGUUUAUACAUUUUGGUGUAAACGAGUCGAUUGUGAGCACUCCCUAGAGUGCUAAAAUUAUAACACCUGUGCGUUGUUAUCAAACACCUGCGUCUCCCGAGGAGUCAUCCUCUUGAAUUCACAACCACCUCCAUCGUCGUCAAAUCAUCAUCACAAAAAGUAAUAAAUAAAUAAACACGUUUUUUUUUAUUUAUGGUAGUCAUUGUUAUUAAAAAAUUACCAUCCCCCCCCCAUGUUCACUCGUAUCAGCAAUAUAACCCCAUUUCUCCCCAUUGAAACAUAGUUUCUGCAUUUGCGAAUUCUGUAUUCACGAGUGUUUUCAACAACGUAACCCUCGCGGAUAGAGAGGAUUUAUUUUACGCGUGUUCGUGUAUCUAUAACGAACCAGAACAGACGUAUGUAUGUAGGUAUGUUCAACUUCUUUUGAGCCAUACAUAGACAGCCGCGCUUAUCGGAGGUGUGGGGGAAGGACAACAAACUAAACACAAAAAAUCAGUACUAAAGAAAAGAGUUCUCAAUUUAGAUUUAGAAGUGCAUAGCCCCAGUGGCUUCCUAAUAUCGGAAGGAAGAGCGUUCCAGACGGCCGCAGAAAACUGAAAAGAAACAAGUUAACACGUUUAGUCAAGUUCCUUCCGACAAACAGAAAGGUCGUGCAUCCAUUCAGCUUAAUCGUACUGUACUUGCAGUGGGUAGAGCGUUACAACCUCGCUGUGUUUGAUGAAGUUUUGCUCCAUUCGUCUGUACAAGCCUUGAUCGUGUGUCUGUCUCUCGAAUGCUCUUUCCCAGUGUUUCCUGAAAACAAUUGAGUAGAUAGUUUUGCUUUGUUCUUGUCGAUAUUUUUAUCGAUAAAAUGUAUUGUAAUUGAGAUAUAAUCGUGAAUAAUUGUAAUGUAUUUUCAGCAUAUAUGCAUAUAGAUAUGAAAAAUCGAUCUUUCCGUAUGAAACCAUCAGUUUCUCUACAUAUUCGCCAUCCUUUUACUACGGAAGUUCCGUGGGUUCCUGCUCGUGAAGUAUAUAUUACAGUACCAUCAAUUUACCACACCUGAAAAAUAGUACAUGUCAUAACUUUGUAAGAAUAAAUUUGCCUUCGGACCAUUGCACAAAACAGAUGACUGCCUGCAUGUGUCAUUCAUGUCAUGUGGCCUUCCAAUAUGCAAUUUGUAGCAGAAAUCAACACGCUUUGGUCAUUUCCAUAGCACAGCUGGAUAUAUUCAGUGAUAAUUUUAGUUUUUUUUAUAUAUAUUGAUGGAGUAGCGGGGUGGCUCAGACGUCAGAGCUCUCAGCAGGCACUGCGGAGAUCAAUCAUUUGGGUCUGAAUAUUGACAGCCACCUGUGAUUAAACAGAGUUCCCAUGCAUAACGCGUUUAUGAACUGCAUACAAAAAAAACAUGUUGAAUUUGCUUCUGCACUUGAC
Molecule: messenger RNA, 5529 nt
Organism: Petromyzon marinus (sea lamprey)
Lineage: Eukaryota; Metazoa; Chordata; Hyperoartia; Petromyzontiformes; Petromyzontidae
Gene: NPSR1
Product: neuropeptide S receptor 1
Biological process (GO): positive regulation of release of sequestered calcium ion into cytosol; neuropeptide signaling pathway
Cellular component (GO): plasma membrane; cytoplasm
Molecular function (GO): neuropeptide receptor activity
Source: RefSeq, a predicted model, not a curated record